Molecule: messenger RNA, 1623 nt
Organism: Carlito syrichta (Philippine tarsier)
Lineage: Eukaryota; Metazoa; Chordata; Mammalia; Primates; Tarsiidae
Gene: ELL3
Product: elongation factor for RNA polymerase II 3
Exons: 11
Coding region: 159-1343 (394 amino acids)
Biological process (GO): positive regulation of transcription elongation by RNA polymerase II; transcription elongation by RNA polymerase II; snRNA transcription by RNA polymerase II
Cellular component (GO): transcription elongation factor complex
Molecular function (GO): cis-regulatory region sequence-specific DNA binding
Source: RefSeq, a predicted model, not a curated record
GGGAAACCUCAGGGGUGGCGCUGGCUGGGGGCGGGUUCCUGGCGGAGGGCGGGGCAGACCUGGGCUACCGGGUGUGCCAGCCAAGCCCUGCACAGCGGAGGUGGCGGCGGUGGCCCUCGCCCGUGGCCCCCGUGCUUCCUUGCGCUCGAACUCACGCCAUGGAGGAACAACUCCAGGACCCUCUGAGCGGGAAGCUCCGACUCCGCUUCUCCCCUGCGGCGCGCACCAGCCUCUUACUGCUCAGGCUCAACGACGCGGCGCUGCGGGCAUUGCAAGAGUGUCACCGGCAACAGGUACGGCCAGUGAUUGCUUUCCAAGGCCACCGAGGGUAUCUGAGGCUCCCAGGCCCUGGCUGGUCCUGCCUCUUCUCCUUCAUAGUGUCCCAGUGUGGCCAGGAAGGCGCUGGUGGUAGCUUGGAUCUUGUGUACCAACGCUUAGGCAGAUCUCGGCCUAACCACCUCCACUGCCUGGGCCCACUCAAGGAGCGCCUCACUGUUUGGGCAACCAUGGAUUCUAUCCCAGCUCCAUCAACAGUUCAGGGACACAACCUGACUGAAGAUGCCAGACACCCUGAGAGUUGGCAGAACACGGACUAUUCUGAAGGAGAUGCAGUGUCACAGCCACAGAUGGUACUGGAAGAGGUGUCAGAUCCACUGGCAAGCAACCAAGAACAGUCACUCCCAGGAUCCUCAAGGGAGCACAUGGCACAGUGGGAAGCGAGGAACCAGGCCCAUCUUCCAAACAGAGAGCUUGAUCAGGCACUGCCUUCCUCUGUCAGCCGGAAACGUCUGAACAAGAAACGUCCAGCACCUGUAGCCACUGUAGAACUAGAAGAAAAGAGGUUCAGAGCUCUGCCUCAAGGUGCAAGUCCUCUACAAGGGCUGCCCAAUCAGGAGUUACAAGAAAGAGAAGACUGGGAGCAAGAUGAAGACACAGACCCCAGGCUGGAGCACAGUUCCUCAGUCCAAGCAGACUCUGAAUCCUCAAGCUCUGAAGAGUUACCAGAUUACCUCCUGCAAUACAGGACCAUCCAUAGUGCAGAGCAGCAACAUGCCUAUGAGCAGGACUUUGAGACAGAUUAUGUUGAAUACCGCAUACUGCACGCCCGCGUUGGUGCUGCAAGCCAAAGGUUCAUGGAGUUGGGAGCAGAGAUCAAGAGAGUUCAGCAAGGAACCCCAGAAUACAAGGUGCUGGAAGAUAAGAUAGUCCAAGAGUAUAAAAAGUUCAGGAAGCGGUACCCAAGUUACAGGGAAGAAAAGUGCCGCUGUGAGUACCUGCAUCAGAAAUUGUCCCACAUUAAAGGUCUCAUCCUGGAGUUUGAGAAAAAGAACAGGGGCAGCUGAAGCUGUCAAGAGGGCUCUUGAACCUCUGCUCAGUGAUAUGAAAGAAGAAAGCAGCUACAAACUAGAGUGCAACGAUCUGCUUUCCUUAUGCUGGCCACUAGAGUCAAUGGUGUCAAAUAGAGAACUGCUCUAGGUUCUGAAGGGCUGAUUUUCAUUUUGCUGUAUUUUAAUUUUUAGGGUGUGGGCACUGUGCCAAGACUCCACAGCUGUGCCCAUGAGUCUAGGAAAAGUGACAGAGACUUGGCUUCUUCACCUUUAGUUCAGCCAAGUUAUUUUCAAA